AUGUCGAGGAAGGAUGUUACUAUAGCGCCGGGCGCCGUGGUAUCGAGUGAAUGUGAUCUCCAAGGUGAUAUCAUUGUCGGAACUCGGACUGUGAUCCACCCAAAGGCCCGUAUACUGGCUCGUGCUGGACCUAUUCGAAUUGGGGAGUCGAAUUUGAUAGAGGAGCAAGUGGAGAUUGUUAAUGAUGCACCGAAUACAAUUCUCAUUAUUGGAGACUUCAAUGUGUUUGAGGUUGGAGCUCGUGUAUACAGUCGCGAAGUCGGUAAUAGCAAUGUCUUUGAAUCCAAGUGUUACGUCGGUCCACGUGUUCGUAUCUCUAAUGGCUGUGUAGUCGGAGCAAUGUGUAGUCUAACAGCGCCUGAACAACUUCCAGAAAACACUAUGAUUUACGGCGAGGAUGUAAGUGAAGUGCUUCAUUUUUCAGAANUCAGAGACAGAUACAAAGGUAGAAAAAAGGCAAGGUGA
Molecule: messenger RNA, 465 nt
Organism: Rodentolepis nana
Lineage: Eukaryota; Metazoa; Platyhelminthes; Cestoda; Cyclophyllidea; Hymenolepididae
Source: the annotation of a GenBank genome assembly